CGAUGCAAAUAAUCAAACAGCUUUUAAAGAAGAAGAGUUACAAAAGAAGAGCAUCUUAAUUCUUACGUUUUUGUUUAUUUUCUCUCAACUAAACAACAUUCUGUUUUGGAAUUCCCGAAGCCGGUGUUUCCUGCCGCAGUUUUCUUGCUGAUAUUUUUCCAUCCUAAAGGAAUGCCAAGGGAACUGACUCAAAACAGGAUCCAAAAAAUCUGGAUUCCCUCUAAGGAUGACAAACCUUCAAUGCCCCGCAUACCACAUGGAGGCCCCCACCUGGCAAACCCUCCAACGGUGAUAGUGAUGGUCGGGCUUCCUGCACGGGGCAAAACCUACAUCUCAAGGAAACUCACACGCUACCUCAACUGGAUUGGUAUUCCCACAAAAGUCUUUAACGUUGGCGAGUAUCGUCGAGAAGCGGUGAAACACUUCAGCUCCUACGACUUCUUCAAAUCAGACAAUGAGGAUGCUGUAAAAAUUCGACAGCAGUGUGCUUUGGCCGCUCUGAGAGAUGUCAAGAUUUAUCUCACUGAAGAGGAAGGUCAAGUGGCUGUUUUUGAUGCUACAAACACAACCAGAGAGCGGCGGGAUAUAAUCCUGGAGUUUGGUGCCAAAAAUGGCUUCAAGAUUUUCUUCAUUGAGUCUGUUUGUGAGGACCCAAAUGUAAUCGCCUGUAAUAUUUUGGAAGUGAAGGUGUCAUGUCCUGACUACCAAGAUUGCAACAAGACGGAUGCCGUGGAGGACUUUAAGAAAAGAAUUGAAUGUUACAGAGUGAACUAUCAACCGCUUGACCCUGACCAAUAUGACAGGAAUUUGUCUUUCAUCAAAGUGAUAGACGUCGGUCGCAGAUUCCUGGUCAACCGUAUUCAAGACCACAUCCAGAGUCGGAUCGUCUACUACCUGAUGAACAUCCACGUGCAGCCGCGGUCUAUUUAUUUGUGCCGUCACGGUGAGAGCCAACACAACUUGCAGGGCCGACUGGGCGGAGACUCUGGGCUGUCUACACGUGGACGAAAGUUUGCAGGAGCUCUUGCUAACUUUGUGGAGGAGCAGAACUUGAAGGACUUGAAGGUUUGGACGAGCCAUCUGCGUCGUAGUAUCCAAACCGCCGAGGCCCUCAAUGUGCCGUACGAGCAAUGGAAAGGCCUGAAUGAGAUUGAUGCAGGUAUGUGUGAGGAGAUGACCUAUGAAGAAGUAAGGGAGAGAUUUCCAGAAGAGUUUGCUCUGAGAGAUCAGGACAAAUACUACUACCGCUACCCUUCCGGAGAGUCAUAUCAGGACUUGGUUCAGCGGGUUGAACCAUUGAUCAUGGAACUGGAACGACAGGAGAACGUUCUUGUCAUCUGUCACCAGGCUGUGAUGCGCUGCCUACUCGCCUACUUCCUGGAUAAAAGUGCAGAUGAGAUGCCAUACCUGAAGUGUCCACUCCACACAAUCCUGAAGCUGACCCCAGUGGCUUAUGGGUGCAAGGUUGAAUCUAUCUCUCUGAAUGUGGAGGCAGUGAACACGCAUAGAGACAGACCAGAGGAGGUGAAGAGAGGCCCGAGCACUCUGAUAAGGAGAAACAGUGUGACCCCUCUCACCAGCCCUGAACCCAAUAAAAAGCCUCGCAUUGAGGGUCUAGAUGACCCGACCAUCAGAGAAGUGACGCCCGCCCAGCUGACCCUGUGUUCAACAUCACACACCACACUCGCUCUGUCCACACAGCACUGGCUUAGUGAAGCUUGUCUAACCUGAAAAAAUGCUCUAUGGAGUGCCACGAACCCCCUCAGCUCUGCCUGUGACAUUGUUCGGCUAUAUGGCUUUACUCAACGCGGACGAGUUUCCUGCCAAGCUGCUUCCUCUUUUCCUCUCACAGAGGAGUGUGCAUCCUUCUCCCAAAAAAAUGGACACUGAGUGCCACCUGGGUUUUUCUAUUCGUCUAUGAAUUCAUGAUUAAUGUACGUAUUGUUUGGUUUGUACCAGUAUGGAGAUUGAUGUUUUCUCUGUGUGUUUUGUGUAUGAAGAGAAAUCAGAGCCCAGUGGCAGGGAUUAAACAUUCGGCUAAGUGAUGUUGUCAACCACCCCCACAUUUUUGGACACUAUUCCCUGUUUACAUAACAGGAUACCACUUGUAGAUGUUUUUAUUCUAGUCUCGGCUAGUUUUUUUUUUAACACUGACGGUAAGAAUAUGCCCUGAACUUUGAAGGAUGACACUAAAACAGACCAAAGAUCUCCUGCAGAUGCUUGCGGGCUGAUUUAUGUCUAUUCUGCACUCACUUUCAAAGAUAUGCUGCAAAUUAAUUGCACAUUAUAAUUGCACAUUUAGAUUAUUUGCAUCUUCUGAGUGCAACAAUGAAUCUUACCAUUUUUUUAUGCUGCUCAGUUUUGAAGGCUGUUUAAAAGUUCUCAUGUUGUCCACUGCAGUUUCAGAUGAUUUGUGUUAUGGAUUGUGAGUGUUUUUUUGUGUGUUUCGCGACAAGGUCACUGUGCGAGGUUAUAAAAACAGGGUGUUUUAUG
Molecule: messenger RNA, 2493 nt
Organism: Rhinichthys klamathensis goyatoka
Lineage: Eukaryota; Metazoa; Chordata; Actinopteri; Cypriniformes; Leuciscidae
Gene: pfkfb3
Product: 6-phosphofructo-2-kinase/fructose-2,6-biphosphatase 3
Exons: 16
Coding region: 172-1731 (519 amino acids)
Biological process (GO): fructose 2,6-bisphosphate metabolic process; fructose metabolic process
Cellular component (GO): cytosol
Molecular function (GO): 6-phosphofructo-2-kinase activity; ATP binding; fructose-2,6-bisphosphate 2-phosphatase activity
Source: RefSeq, a predicted model, not a curated record